GAGAUCUAAUAAUUUCAUUUAUUUUUGCACUGGUGUAGUUGAUUUAUUGCUCUACUGGCCAAGAUUUGAAAACCUCACACACAUACACACACACUCUUCUGAAACACUACCAUUUAAUGUCUAUCUUCCUCUCAAUUAAUUUCUUUCAAUUCCCCAUCUCUCCCUCUACACUAAUCUCUCACUUCAACUCCUGUUCUUGAUGAGUUUCUUGAUUUAUCAACUCUAAAAGCUCCAAUCUUUGGUGAGUAAAUAAUUAAAUCUCUUCAAAUCUUGAAUCUUUUCACCAAAAAAUGAACUGGGUAUUCUUGCAAACUAAAGAAAACAAUUAUUUCUCAUCUUCCCCACAACAACACCAGUAUUUUCUUCCUCAGCCACCUCCAUUAAAGCCACCCUUAAAUCUUGAUGACUCUUCAUCUUCAGAUGGGUUUAAUUUAAGCAAUAAAAUCAGCCCCAGUGUGUUACUUAUUAUCAUAAUUCUUGCCAUUAUUUUCUUUGUCUCUGGUUUGCUUCAUCUUCUUGUUAGAUUUCUUCUAAGACCACCCAGUAGAGAGCCUGAGGAUUCAGACAAUGUGACUGCUCUUCAAGGUCAGUUACAGCAGUUGUUUCAUCUGCAUGAUGCUGGUGUGGACCAAUCAUUUAUUGACACGCUGCCUGUUUUUCAUUAUAAGGCUAUUAUUGGAUUGAAGAACCCUUUUGAUUGUGCUGUUUGUUUGUGUGAAUUUGAGCCUGAUGAUAAGCUUAGAUUGUUGCCUAAAUGUAGCCAUGCUUUUCAUAUGGAGUGUAUUGAUACUUGGUUGUUGUCUCACUCUACUUGCCCUAUUUGUAGAGGUAAUUUGCUGUCUGAAUUUGCACAAAACAGUGGCUUUUCCCCUGUUGUUCUUGUUCUUGAAUCUGGUAGUGAGAGUUUGAGGGAGAUUGGUAAUGAAAGUAGCAUAAUUGGUCGGAGUAAUUCUGUUUUAACUACUAAUUCUCAUUUGGGUUUUGGGGAAAGUGAAUUAGGGUCUUCAAGAAUUGAAAUUUCACUAAAAUCUGGUGAGAUUUUGACCAAAGAUUGUAAUAAUGAGUGUGGUGGUGGUGUUACUACUGCAAUUGUGAUGGAUUCAGGGGAAAAAGUUGUUUCUGUUAAGUUAGGUAAAUUUAAAGCUGUGGAUAAUGGUGAAUUGGGUGGUAGUAAAAUUGAUGAUAGAAGGUGUUUUUCAAUGGGUUCAUUUGAGUAUGUAAUGGAUGAGAACACUUCAUUACAAGUUGCUAUUAGAACUCCUAUGAAGAAACAGUCUAGCAAGAAGCCUUCUUUACCGUUAAUUCCCGGUCAUCGAGCCGCAAUGUCGGAAUGCGACUGCGAUUCAAGACGGGAAUUCAAUGGCUUUCUUGAAGGUAUUAAUAGUAAUGGAAUUGGAAAUGGAAACGGGAAUGGAAAUUCUAUUGGUAGAAGUAAAAGAGAGAGUUUUUCUAUAUCAAAGAUUUGGCUUAGAGGUGAUCAAAAGGAUAAGCAGAAAUCAAGUGAGGAUUCUUCAAGAAGGGCAGUUUCAUUUAGGUUCCCAAUGAGCAAAAAUGUGGUUUCUGGUGAUGAAGAUGAGGAUGAUUUGAAGGGCAAGAAUGGAAAUGGAAAAGGUAGAAGGAGUAAUUCUGAAAUAGGAAUUGGAAGAUGGGAAAAUGGAUCAAGUUUUGAUGAGGAAAAUCCACAAAUUAGCUAUAAUUCAGCAAAGACUCCAUCUUUUGCAAGGAGGACAUUACUUUGGCUUGUUGGAAGACAAAACAAGGUUGUUCAUUCAUCUUUUACACCUCCUAAUGUUUAGUUUUAUUUUAAUUUUUUUGGAUUAUUUUUUAUGGGAAAAUUGUAUUGUUUUCCAUCAUUAUUAUGUAAGGCAUGAAUGCAAUUGGAAUUUAUGUAGACUUUAGUUGAAAAAAGAAGGAAAAUAGAAGUAAGAAAGAGAUCUAAAAGCAAAGAGUUGAUGAAUUUUCUUUGUUGUUCUUCAUUAUGCUUGUUUUCACAUCACAAUAUAGAUUUUUGUUUUCUUUU
Mercurialis annua (annual mercury) is the source of this 2020-nucleotide messenger RNA. RefSeq names its product RING-H2 finger protein ATL13. The record is from RefSeq and is a predicted model, not a curated record. Bases 291 to 1796 code for a protein of 501 amino acids. NCBI's taxonomy places the organism in Eukaryota, Viridiplantae, Streptophyta, Magnoliopsida, Malpighiales, Euphorbiaceae. The transcript has a single exon.